AACUUGUUGCUAUCAUUGUAACUUGUAAACAGGCCGAUUCUCAUUUCUCUGACGCGUCUUUCUCAGUGGAGUCUGAACUGAUAAUCGAGAUGGGGAGGAUAUUCGUGGUAGAUCUGGAAGGCAGAACAUAUAGGUGCAAAUUUUGCAAAACCCACCUGGCCCUUGCUGAUGAUCUUGUCUCAAGGGCAUUUCAUUGUCGUAGAGGAAAAGCAUACCUCUUCAAUAAAGCUGUGAAUAUAACAAUCGGACCCCAUGAGGAGAGAUUGAUGCUCUCUGGAAUGCACACGGUUGCUGAUAUAUUUUGCUGCUGCUGUGGCCAAAUAGUUGGAUGGAAAUAUGAAGCUGCACAUGAGAAAAGUCAGAAAUACAAGGAGGGAAAAUUUGUACUUGAAAGAGGAAGGAUUGUGGAUGGUUUGGAUUCGGAAUUUUUCAUCGACACUCGCCCAAGCAUGAGUGAUGAUGCUGAAGAUUCAUAGAUAGCGCCCGUAGCGGUUUGAGAUGGUGUACAUUCCAGACGGAGUUAAUGUUGUGAAGCGUGAUCUUGUCUUGCUUUGUCUGCUUGUAGUCUGUGGGGAAAAAUAUUUAAUGUAAAAGCUCUUGUUUCAAAUAUGACCUUUCCUUCUUGAAUCGUAAUGAUCAUGUUCGCUCCUUUAAUGGGUUGGUUACAAGAGCUCCCAAUGCAAAAGAUCAUGUUCAAAUAUGACCUUUUCUUGCUUGUAAAGUUGUAAUUGCAGAAGUUGACUUGCUUUAAGCAUUAACCAAAAAGUAAUUAUCCUCCCUCCGAAUUACAAUAAGCAUAACAACUAUUAUGGAACAAAUAUAACAAUCAUUAUGGACCUACGAGGAUUUUUUUUUUUUUUUGCAAUAAUAU
Oldenlandia corymbosa var. corymbosa is the source of this 871-nucleotide messenger RNA. NCBI's taxonomy places the organism in Eukaryota, Viridiplantae, Streptophyta, Magnoliopsida, Gentianales, Rubiaceae. The record is from the annotation of a GenBank genome assembly.